Messenger RNA from Ipomoea triloba (trilobed morning glory), 951 nucleotides. Its product is annotated as LEAF RUST 10 DISEASE-RESISTANCE LOCUS RECEPTOR-LIKE PROTEIN KINASE-like 2.1. Bases 16 to 951 code for a protein of 311 amino acids. Gene Ontology annotation, molecular function: protein kinase activity; ATP binding. The record is from RefSeq and is a predicted model, not a curated record. Gene Ontology annotation, biological process: protein phosphorylation. Lineage: Eukaryota; Viridiplantae; Streptophyta; Magnoliopsida; Solanales; Convolvulaceae. The transcript has a single exon.
UGGGAUAUAAAGAAAAUGACUAAUUCAUUCAGUGACAAGAUCGGCCAAGGAGGUUUUGGUAGUGUAUAUAGAGGAAAGUUACCUGAUGGAUGCCCAAUAGCUGUGAAGCUAUUGACCAACACAAAGGGUAAUGGCGAAGAUUUCAUCAAUGAAGUUGCUAGCAUUAGUCGAACUUCCCACGUGAACAUAGUUACUCUUGUAGGGUUUUGUUAUAAGAAGAAAAGAGCUUUGGUCUAUGAAUUCAUGCCUAAUGGAUCAUUAGACAAGUACAUAGGCAACAAGAGCUCCCAAAAUAAAAGUUGUCAGUUGGAGUGGAAGACAUUGUACCAGAUUGCAAUUGGCAUUGCUCGAGGACUAGAAUAUCUGCACAGAGGGUGUAACACAAGAAUCAUGCACUUUGACAUUAAACCUAACAACAUUCUUUUGGACAAGGAUUUCACCCCCAAAAUCUCUGAUUUUGGCUUGGCAAAAUUGUGCAAGAAAAAGGAAAGCGUUGUAUCGCUAUCAGAGUGUGGUGUUAGAGGAACCGUAGGAUACAUUGCUCCAGAAGUUAUCAUCGGAAGCAUUGGAAAUGUCUCGCACAAGUCUGAUGUUUAUAGUUAUGGCAUGACAGUUAUUGACAUGGUGGGAAUAAGGGAGAACGAACACGCGGCUCAGACGAGUGACUUAUAUUUCCCGAAUUGGAUAUAUGAGCGUCUGGAGCAAAAAUUAGAUUUCAGUCUUGAAGGAAUCAUAGAUGAGGAGGACAAAGAAAUGGCAAUGAAGAUGAUGUUGGUUAGUUUGUGGUGCAUCCAGAUGAAUCCAGCAGACCGCCCUUCCAUAAGAAAAGUAGUCGAGAUGUUGGAGGGAAGCAUCGACUCCUUGCAGAUUCCACCAAAACCACAUUUCUGUCCUGCAACUGAUGAGUUUCCUCAGCAGUCCUCUACACCAUCAGUUACCACAGAAAUCUGA